This is a messenger RNA of Cantharellus anzutake, 366 nucleotides long. RefSeq lists its product as uncharacterized. The record is from RefSeq and is a predicted model, not a curated record. NCBI's taxonomy places the organism in Eukaryota, Fungi, Basidiomycota, Agaricomycetes, Cantharellales, Hydnaceae. Bases 1 to 366 code for a protein of 121 amino acids. The transcript is spliced from 2 exons.
AUGGCACAGGAACGCGCCAAAGAUUUGCAGGACCAGAUUGAGAGCGAGAAUAUAGUUUUAGCCGAUAUUCAGAGCGAGUAUGAAUUCUCGGAUGAAGAGGGACCGCCGCGCCAUGUUAAUCAUCCUAAAUGGACCUAUGGAGACCUGCUAGACAAUGACCUCAAAGCCCAAGGGAGAUUGGACCCGGAUGGGAUUUUUGGAUCAAUGGGCCCAUUGCAUAUGGAGCAGGUGUUCAAACCCUCGAGGCCCAACAAGUUCCGUCAACGUACCAGCUCGGCGAACUGGAAUUCAGGUGACGGAUUGACUCAGCAAGAGAUUGUUAAUUAUCGAAUCAGGAUGGGUUAUGAUAAACCCGAAAGGAGGUAA